Messenger RNA from Lonchura striata (white-rumped munia), 1477 nucleotides. NCBI's taxonomy places the organism in Eukaryota, Metazoa, Chordata, Aves, Passeriformes, Estrildidae. The record is from RefSeq and is a predicted model, not a curated record.
UUCCGCUCCGACUGUGCGAGUGUGUGUCCCUGCGCCCGCAGCCAUGAGCACCGGCAUGUACCAGUCCCCCAUGGAGGUGGCUGUCUACCAGCUGCACAACUUCUCCAUCUCCUUCUUCUCCUCCCUGCUCGGGGGGGAUGUAGUCUCCGUGAAGCUCGACAACAGCGCCUCCGGAGCCAGCGUGGUGGCCAUCGACAACAAGAUCGAGCAGGCGAUGGAUCUUGUGAAAAAUCAUCUGAUGUAUGCUGUGCGGGAGGAGGUGGAGGUCCUGAAAGAGCAAAUCAAGGAACUGUUGGAGAAAAACUCCCAGCUGGAGCGUGAGAACAGCCUCCUGAAGACCCUGGCCAGCCCUGAGCAGCUGGAGAAGUUCCAGUCCCGGCUCCCAGCAGAGGUGCUGUGCCCUGAGGAGCAGAGCCCCGGGGUGGCUGCCCCGGCCCAGCACUCCGGGGGCUCUGCGGUGUAAGGUGGCUCUGUCCUCGGGGUGGGCAGAGCCACAGAACUCUUUCUACUUAAUCUCCUGCAAAAUCGUUUCCACCUUCAUCUCACACGAAGGACUGCCAGACCCUGGCACUGAGCUGUGCCCCUUGGGUAGCCCUGGCCAGCCCGCAGAGCCAGUGGCCGUCUCCUUCAUGAGGAUGCUCUUCUGCAAGGAAGACAGGGGCAGCUGACCCCCCCUCCCCUCCAACCGCCCACCAGGUGCCAGGAGGAGCUCUGUGGUGCCUGUCCCGGGCCCUGCUGGAGGGCAGAGCUGGGCAGGCUUCGGCACCGUGCUGGAACCUGCGGUUGGAAGGAGCCAAGCCCCAGGCCGUGGCUGCGUUCUGCAGGGGGGUGUCUCUUUCUGGCAAAGCCUGACAUUGGAGGGAGAUGGAUGUUUAGUGAGCAAAGCAGAUAUGUCCCGCAAGCCACCCAGGAGCCUGCUGGAACCCGACCCAGACUGAGCAGCACCAGGGAUGGCAGCUGCAGCGUAGACCGUGGCUGAACGCACAGCAGUGUGGGGAUUACAAGUAAAAAAAAAGCUUGUUUUGUUAGUUUGGGCAUCUUCUGUAGCUGUAUCUAUGUGUGAGCAUGUGUACGAGAGGUGCCUCUGAGGCUGUGGGGUGCCUGCUCUGGGUCAGCCGUGCCCAUCUCAACAUCUGGGGCAUUCGAAGGCAGACUGGAAUGGUGAGCACCUGGCAGUGGACAGACAACUAUUGCGAGUGACACUGAGGAGGAGGCAGAUUCACUCCUCUCUGGUAUCCCACCUGACAGAAGGACCAUGUGGCAGUGCUGAGAGGAUCUGGACUGACCACUGGGCAGAGCCACAAGGCAGGUUGUGCUCCAACCCACUGGGGUGGAGGAGCCACCUUGUUCUUGGGCUCCCCUCUAUCCCUGGCCUGUUCUCUGGGGUGUGACGGGACAUUGCUUUUGAUGUCAGAAGCGGUGACACUGUUGUGUAAAUCUAGAUAGAAAUGGCAAUAAACUCUACUUUUUGUAUAUA